AUCCACCCCUAUGACAAGAUCAAGGCCCAGGGGCUGCCGGACAGCGUAGCGGCCAGCCUCAACAAGCUGGUGGUGGUCAAGCUCAACGGAGGCCUGGGCACCAGCAUGGGCUGCAAAGGCCCCAAGAGUGUCAUCAGUGUCCGCAAUGAGAACACCUUCCUGGACCUUACCGUCCAUCAGAUAGAGCACUUAAACAAGACAUUCAACGUGGAUGUGCCUCUUGUUCUCAUGAACUCCUUCAACACAGACGAGGACACCAAGAAAAUCCUGCAGAAGUACACACACCACCGGGUGCACAUCCACACUUUCAACCAGAGCAGAUACCCGAGGAUCAACAAGGAGUCCCUGCUGCCCGUGGCGAAGGACCUGGGAAUGCACGGCGACCACGCCGAUGCCUGGUACCCACCCGGCCACGGAGACAUCUACGCCAGUUUCUACAACUCCGGCCUGCUGGACAAGCUGAUCGCCGCGGGCAAGGAGUACAUCUUCGUGUCUAACAUAGACAACCUGGGCGCCACCGUGGACCUGUUCAUCCUCAACCACCUGAUGACGCAGCCCAAAGACAAGCGCUGCGAGUUCAUCAUGGAGGUGACGGACAAGACCCGUGCAGACGUCAAGGGUGGCACGCUGAUCCAGUAUGACGACAAGCUGCGUCUGCUGGAGAUUGCCCAGGUGCCCAAAGCCCACGUGGACGAGUUCAAGUCGGUCACCAAGUUCAAGAUCUUCAACACCAACAACCUUUGGAUCUCCCUUGCCGCCAUUAAGAGGCUGCACGAGCAGAACACCAUGGACAUGGAGAUCAUCGUCAACCCCAAGACGCUGGACGGUGGUCUGAACGUGAUCCAGCUGGAAACAGCGGUGGGCGCCGCUAUCAAGGCCUUCGACAACGCCCUGGGCGUCAACGUGCCCCGUAGCCGCUUCCUGCCCGUCAAGACCUCGUCGGACCUGCUGCUGGUCAUGUCCAACCUCUACAGCCUGGACGCCGGCUCGCUCACCAUGAGCAAGAAGAGGGAGUUCCCCUCCACGCCACACGUCAAGCUGGGCAGCUCUUUCACCAAGGUCCAUGACUUCCUGAUGAGGUUUGAGAGCAUCCCAGAUAUGCUAGAACUGGAUCACCUCACAGUGUCAGGAGACGUCACCUUCGGAAAGAACGUCUCUCUCAAGGGAACUGUCAUCAUUAUUGCCAAUCACGGAGAUAGGAUUGAUAUUCCUGCCGGAGCAGUGCUGGAAAACAAGAUUGUAUCUGGCAACCUGCGCAUCCUCGACCACUAAGGCCUUCAGGACAAGCCACACCUAGGACUGUUUUAGAGCAAGAAAGGUUAUCACUGUGAUCCACCAUUUCAGAUCAUUUAUCUGCAGCUUACAAAGAAAGACUUGACCACAGUCAGGGUCAUUUUAAUCCAUUUUAAAUAGGUGGGAUGGUCCUCCUAAUGAGCGUUGUGGUUCAGCACACCAUGCAAAAGCUUUUAUAGGGUUUUAAGGCUGUGUUUACACAAGCAGCCCAAUUCUGACAAAAGAGCUGAGCUAAUUGGUGACAAGGCAUAUUAGUGGGAAAAUAUCAGAAUUGGGCUGCCUGUGUAAACAGCAUCUGUUGCCAACUCUGACCUGAAUAAAGUGCAAUAUGGAUUCAA
Messenger RNA from Salvelinus sp. IW2-2015, 1631 nucleotides. Its product is annotated as UTP--glucose-1-phosphate uridylyltransferase. Gene Ontology annotation, molecular function: UTP:glucose-1-phosphate uridylyltransferase activity. Lineage: Eukaryota; Metazoa; Chordata; Actinopteri; Salmoniformes; Salmonidae. Gene Ontology annotation, cellular component: cytoplasm. The record is from RefSeq and is a predicted model, not a curated record. Gene Ontology annotation, biological process: UDP-alpha-D-glucose metabolic process; glycogen metabolic process.